CUGCAUUAUUACCCCGCCUCUCCCAGCACUGUCCCCACACGCUCCUAUAAAUACCCACGUGUGCUGCAGUACCUCACAGAAGCCAUGGAGCGUCUCUCAACCACCUUCUUCUGCCUCCUGCUGGCGGUGGCCUCAGGGCGGGCAUGCAACGCGCCCUUCCAAGAGGUAGGUGACAGCUGCUAUUAUAUCGAGACGGAGCUGAAGGUGGGAUGGUCUGAGGCCCGCGCCUUCUGUCAGUCCAUGGGUGGCUACGAGCUGGGUGACCUGGCCGUUUUCUCCUCCUGCGACGCCUUCACGGUCUUCGCCGGCUACUUGGGCUUUAACGCUGCUGCAGACUCCGCCUUCUGGGUUGGCGCGCACACAGAGUUCGUGGUCAACAGCUGGAGGUGGGUGGACGGCACGGUGCUGCCCACGGGCGUACCUUUCUGGGCGUACAGGCAGGGCGACAACAAGGAGCAAGACUGCGCCGCCAUGGACAGCUCCUCCUUCUUCCAGCUGUCUGACUUCGCCUGUGAUGAGCCCAAGCCUUUCGUGUGCCAAGUGCCCAAGUAUAGCCACGGCCGCGACACUCGAGAGGCGGUGCGUCCUGUGACGCUGGACUGCCCGGCAGACAGCGUGCAGGUAGGUGAGUUCUGCUACUGGUUCAGCGACACCAUCAAGACGUGGGAUGAAGCCGAGAAUUACUGCCGCAAUAAUUUCCAAGAAAACCUUGGCGAACUGUUCUCCCCAGCCUCGUGUGAGGAAUUCACCAAGAUGGCGCACCACCUCGAAGUGGCAGAGCGCGACAAGAGCCACUGGGUGGGCGCUGCUGAUGCCACAGGGAACCAGGAAUGGUACUGGGUGUCCGGAGACCCCGUGCCUGGAGGACCGCCUUUCUGGGCCACCAACGAACCUGAUGACCACUUCAAUUCCAACUACUGCGGCAUGAUGUCAUCCUACAGACGCUUCUACCUUGCAGACGAGAGGUGUACCAGCUCUCACUACUUUAUCUGUAAACUGCAUACUGUGUAGCUGACUGCAAGCAGGUUACCACUGCGAGUCUCCUGUAAAGCUAUACAGUGUUGUAUGAGUAUUGUUGCAGUGUUGGGACCUGGCCGUUCUGGAACAACACAUGGCUCGCCAUCCUUCCUUGCACAAAUAUUUCGCCAAGUGUUUAUUAAAUUCUCUCAAUUCA
Portunus trituberculatus (swimming crab) is the source of this 1174-nucleotide messenger RNA. Its product is annotated as lymphocyte antigen 75-like. The record is from RefSeq and is a predicted model, not a curated record. The coding region runs from base 85 to 1011 and encodes 308 amino acids. The transcript is spliced from 6 exons. NCBI's taxonomy places the organism in Eukaryota, Metazoa, Arthropoda, Malacostraca, Decapoda, Portunidae.